Molecule: messenger RNA, 942 nt
Organism: Metarhizium brunneum ARSEF 3297
Lineage: Eukaryota; Fungi; Ascomycota; Sordariomycetes; Hypocreales; Clavicipitaceae
Product: Glucan endo-1,3-beta-glucosidase A1
Biological process (GO): carbohydrate metabolic process
Molecular function (GO): hydrolase activity, hydrolyzing O-glycosyl compounds
Source: RefSeq, a predicted model, not a curated record
AUGUUGGGCCACGCCGCUUCUGUCAUGGCGAUAUUCGCACAGCUCGUCUUGAGCGCGGGCCAGGCGCCACACGGCCGCGUCGCCAAAGCCGCCCCCAACACCCCCGCGGGAUUCUCGAACUGCAUCUUCUACGACGACUUCGACGGGGACGAGGACUCGCUGCCCGACGCGUCGAGAUGGACCAUCGACCUGGGCACGCGGUACGACGGGGGGCCCGCGCAAUGGGGCACCGGCGAGAUCGAGACGUACACGGACGACUGGCAGAACAUCCGCAUCACGGCCGACGGCACGCUCAAGAUCACGCCCGUCCGCGGCCACGGCAACUCGUGGACCUCGUCGCGCAUCGAGACCACGGCCGACUGGGACUUUGCCUGCGCGCGCGGCGAGCGCCUCCGCGUCGAGGCCCGGAUCAAGCUGGGCGACAACCCCGAGGGCAGGUCGCUCGGCAUCUGGCCCGCGUUCUGGACCCUGGGCUCCGAGUACCGCGGCAACUACCAGAACUGGCCGGCCGUGGGGGAGAUUGACAUUCUCGAGAGCGUCAACGGCCUCCGUAAGAUCUGGCACGUCGCCCACUGCGGCACGAACCCGGGCGGCGUGUGCAACGAGCCCAAUGGCCUUGGCCACAUCACCGAACCUUUUGAGCGGGGGGUCUGGCACACGAUUGCGUGGGAGGUGGACCGGUCGGGCGACGACGAGGAGUCGAUGCGCUGGUACGUGGAUGAGCAUCUGCAGUGGACGCUGUGGGAGGACGAUGUGCGCGAUGCCGGUGCGUGGCACGCCAUGGCCGCGAAUAGCAAGAUGAUCCUGUUGAAUGUUGCUGUUGGCGGCGGGUUUCCCAACGGUGUCUCGGGCAUCACGACGCCCACGUCCGACACUCUUGAUGGCGAUGGCGCGAGCAUGGAGGUUGAUUAUGUGGCUGUUUACCUGGAGGGAGGGUGGUGA